Molecule: messenger RNA, 1403 nt
Organism: Candidula unifasciata
Lineage: Eukaryota; Metazoa; Mollusca; Gastropoda; Stylommatophora; Geomitridae
Source: the annotation of a GenBank genome assembly
GUUUGGUGACGAAGGAUCUUGGCGUCUGAUGGUUAUCACCGUGCUGGCUAGUCUAGGGCUGCUGGGCCAUAUGGUGCUCAAGCAUGUCGUACAAGACAGACUUUCGGACAGAGGCAACGGGUUCAGUGCCAAACGGUAUCUAGUCGGCGUUGACCGGUUUAUGACAAAGAUCAGAUUGGCUAUCGUACUGCCUGUGAUGCUGGUAGUCGGCCUGUUGGUCUACAUUAUCAUCGACAUCGCAAUCGACAGACCCAGGAAUCUGGUCAGCCUUGGAGGAAUGGUUUUCUUCGUUGCUGUACUGUUCAUCUUCUCCCAUAACCCGUCAAAGGUCCAGUGGCGUGCCGUGUUCUGGGGUAUGGCCUUGCAGUUGAUCUUUGCACUUCUCAUCUUGAGGACAUCCUGGGGCCGGGACGCCUUCCAGUGGUUGGGUGACCGAAUCUCUGAAUUCUUAGCUUACACUGACGAAGGCUCAAAGUUUGUCUUUGGCGAUUUGUACAUUAAUCAUUUCUUUGCUUUUAAGGUGCUGCCCGUAGUGGUUUACUUCAGCACAUGUGUCUCUAUCCUCUACUACCUGGGCGUCAUGCAGGUGAUCAUCAAAUACCUGGGCAUGUUUCUGUGCUUCUGCCUGGGCACCUCCCCCACCGAGUCGGUCAAUGCAGCAGCCAACAUUUUUCUUGGACAGACCGAGGCCCCAUUGAUGAUCCGCCCAUUUCUGUCGGAGAUGACAAAGUCGGAGAUGCACGCUGUCAUGACGGGCGGGUUCGCCACCAUUGCUGGAGCUGUCAUGGCAGCAUACAUAGUGUACGGGGUGCCCGCCAACCAUCUGCUGUCUGCCUCUGUGAUGUCGGCUCCUGCUGCCCUGGCAGUGUCCAAGCUGUUCUACCCGGAAACAGAGACGAGCAAACACAAAGCCAGGGAUGUCUAUAACAUUGCUAAAGGGACUGAGCGAAAUCUGAUCGAGGCUGCCUCCAAUGGCGCGUCCAUGUCUAUCAAGCUAGUGGCCAACAUUGCAGUCAAUCUGAUUGCCUUCGUGGCCCUGCUACAGUUUGUCAAUGCCACUUUGGUCUGGCUGGGCGACCGCGUCGGAUACGACGGACUCACGUUUCAGCUUAUUUGUUCCUACAUCUUCUGGCCCCUGGCUUUCCUCAUGGGAGCAGACCAGGACGACUGCCGGGUGAUCGCACAACUAAUUGGAACAAAGACUUUUUUGAAUGAGUUUGUGGCCAGGUCCGUGGUGAUUGCCACCUAUGCCUUGUGUGGUUUCUCCAACCUGUCUUCCAUGGGUAUCCAGCUGGGCGCUCUAGGAGCCAUGGCGCCACACCGGAAAAGUGACAUGUCCAAAAUCGUAUUCCGAGCCAUGUUGGCUGGAAAUGUGGCCUGUUUUGUGACAGCAUGUAUAGCAG